UGCCCUGGAGCCCUGCUGCUGGCUCUCUCCCCGAGAGAAGCCCGCUUUCGCCCCUUCCCCGAGCUUCUUGGAUGUGAUGGAACUCAUGUUCGCGGAGUGGGAGGACGGGGAGAGGUUUUCCUUCGAGGACUCGGACCGCUUCGAGGAAGACUCGCUUUGCUCCUUCAUCUCCGAGGCCGAGAGCCUGUGCCAGAACUGGAGAGGAUGGCGGAAGCAGUCCGCGGGACCCAACUCCCCCACCGUCAAGAUGAAAGAUGGGCUGGUGAUCCCCCUGGUGGAGCUGUCUGCCAAACAGGUGGCAUUUCACAUUCCAUUUGAGGUGGUGGAAAAAGUCUACCCGCCUGUGCCUGAACAGCUGCAGCUUCGCAUUGCCUUUUGGAGCUUCCCAGAAAACGAGGAAGACAUCAGGUUAUACUCCUGCUUGGCAAACGGCAGUGCAGAUGAGUUCCAGAGGGGAGAGCAACUUUUCCGAAUGAGAGCCGUUAAAGAUCCGCUGCAGAUAGGUUUCCACCUGAGUGCCACCGUGGUGCCUCCCCAGAUGGUGCCCCCCAAAGGCGCAUACAAUGUGGCAGUGAUGUUUGACAGGUGCCGGAUCACGUCCUGCAGCUGCACCUGUGGAGCGGGGGCCAAGUGGUGCGCCCACGUGGUGGCCCUCUGCCUUUUCCGGAUACACAACGCAUCUGCUGUGUGCUUGCGAGCCCCCGUCUCAGAGUCCUUGUCUCGGCUGCAGAGAGAUCAGCUGCAGAAGUUUGCCCAGUACUUAAUCAGUGAACUCCCCCAGCAGAUCCUCCCUACUGCUCAGCGCCUGUUGGAUGAGCUCCUGUCCUCUCAGUCGACGGCCAUCAACACUGUGUGUGGAGCCCCUGAUCCCACGGCUGGUCCUUCGGCCUCAGAUCAAAGCACCUGGUACUUGGAUGAAUCAACGUUAAGCGACAACAUAAAGAAAACCCUGCACAAGUUUUGUGGUCCUUCUCCUGUCGUCUUUAGUGAUGUGAACUCCAUGUACCUCUCCUCCACGGAGCCCCCAGCAGCUGCGGAGUGGGCUUGCCUCUUGCGCCCCCUGCGAGGCAGGGAGCCCGAGGGCAUCUGGAACCUGCUCUCCAUCGUCCGGGAGAUGUUCAAGAGAAGGGAUACCAAUGCGGCCCCUCUGUUGGAAAUCCUGACAGACCAAUGCCUGACGUAUGAACAGAUAACUGGAUGGUGGUACAGCGUCAGGACAUCCGCGUCCCACAGCAGUGCCAGUGGGCACACCGGCCGCAGCAAUGGCCAGUCAGAAGUGGCUGCUCACGCCUGCGCCAGCAUGUGUGACGAGAUGGUGGUUCUCUGGAGACUGGCUGUCUUGGAUCCGACCAUCAGUCCUCACCGGCGAAGGGACAUGUGUGCGCAGCUCCGGCUGUGGCAGCUGAAGGUCAUCGACAAUGUCAAAAGGGGGCAGCACAAGAAAUCCCUGGAGAAGCUGUUCCAAGGCUUCAAGCCAGCCGUGGAGGCCUGCUACUUCAACUGGGAGGAGGCCUAUCCCAUCCCUGGCAUCACGUAUAGCAGUGCCGACAAGAAGAACUCUUUUUGCUGGGUGAAAGCCAUCCAGCAGCGGAGCUGUCGGCCCCAGUGCACGGAAGCCCUCUGCGAGGCAGGGAGAGGGCCCGGGCAAGAGGCCGGCGGCGGGACGUGCCUGCAUCUAGGGGACAGGUCCCGCCCCACUUCCCAGGAGCCGGCGGUGCGCCCCAAGGAGAUCAUCGGGAAGCGGAAGGUGGUCCCCGAAGGCCCACAGCGGGUCCUGAGGCGGCUCUCGGCCGAAGGGGACAAGACUGCCUACAAGCCGGCCACCAAGGGGAAACUCCCGGCGGGGAAGAGUUUGGCCAGCAAGCACAGCGGGAAGCGCCGCAUGAGCAGUGAGGACAGCUCUCUGGAGCCGGACCUGGCCGAGAUGACGCUGGACGACAGCAGCCUGGCCCUGGGGGCGGAGGCCAGCAACACCUUCAGCUUCCCCGAGAGCCCCUUGAGCCGGAGCUACCGGGAAACUUUUGAGGAGGACGGGGGCGUCUACUUCUCGGAAGCGGCCGAGCCGACCCUCCGGAGCAGCCCGUCUGCCAAGAAGACCCCCAAGGACCCCGGGGGGGAAGCGGGCAGCGGAGAUGACGACUUCCCUUGCCCCGAGGAGAGUGGCGGUGGGGUGAGUCUGAAAGCGAAAGAAGUGGGGGAGACUGGUGCGGCUGGCGGAGAAGAGGACGAGGAUGGCUAUCAGGUGUACUAUCUGAACCCCCAGGAGGUUGCCAAGGAAGAGGAGGAGAAGGCCGAGGGAGGGGCGGAGGAAGAGCAGGACGUCUUUGCCGGGAUCAAGCCCCUGGAGCAGGAGAACCGCAUGGAGAUCCUCUUUGCCUGCGCAGAAGCGCUUUAUGCCCACGGCUACAGCAACGAAGCCUGCCGCCUGACUGUGGAGUUCGCCAAGGACUUGUUGGCCAACCCACCUGACCUCAAGGUGGAGCAACCCCCAACCAAGGGGAAGAAGAACAAGGUGUCUACCAGCAAGCAGACGUGGGUGGCGACCAACACCUUAUCGAAAGCCGCCUUCCUGCUGACGGUGCUCAGCGAGCGGCAGGAGUACCACGCCCUGGCUUUCCAGAUCGGCAUGUUUGCUCUGGAGCUGCAGAGGCCACCAGCCUCGACCAAGGCGCUGGAGGUCAAGCUGGCCUACCAGGAGUCGGAGAUUGUGGCCCUGCUGAAGAAGAUCCCGCUGGGCGCCACUGAGAUGAACAUCAUCCGGGGGAGGGCCGAGGAGCUGAGGGAGGGCACCCUCUGUGACUACCGCCCCGUCCUGCCCCUCAUGCUUGCCAGCUUCAUCUUCGACGUCCUGUGCACCCCAGUGGUUUCCCCCUCAGGAGCCAGGCCCCCAAGCUGCAACUGGAACAACGAGAUGCCUGGAGACGAGGAGCUGGGCUUCGAGGCAGCUGUGGCGGCUCUCGGUAUGAAGACCACCGUGAGCGAAGCGGAGCACCCCCUGCUGUGCGAAGGCACCCGGAGGGAGAAAGGCGAGCUGGCCGUGGCCCUCAUGAUCACCUACAAGGACGACCAGUCAAAGCUGAAGAAGAUCUUGGACAAGCUGCUUGACAGAGAGAGCCAAACGCACAAGCCUCAGACCCUCAGCUCCUUCUACUCCUCCAGCAAGCCGAUGGUGGCCAAUCAGAAAUCUCCUUCCAAGCAUGCCAGCCAAUCAGCUGCGCCCAUCCAGCAUCUCCCGGGGACGCCUGUGGCGCAGCAGGCAGGGGUAGCCCCUGCCGUCCAGAGCAGCCCCUCGGAAGCCUUCCUGGAGAAGAGCACCCAAGAGACCCCUCAGAGGUCCCCUUGCGACCCCCUGGUGGAGGCCAGCGUCUUGAAGCAAGAAGGGAAAGUCCCCAGCCGCCUGGCCCUGGGGAACCGCGGGGGCUACAACGGCCGAUGCUGGGGCUCCCCUGUCAGGCAGAAGAAGAAACACACCGGCAUGGCCAGCAUUGACAGCAGCGCCCCCGAAACCACCUCGGACAGCUCCCCGACCCUCAGCCGGCGGCCCCUGCGUGGGGGAUGGGCGGCCACCUCCUGGGGGCGAGGGCAGGACAGCGACAGCAUCAGCAGCUCUUCCAGCGACUCCCUGGGCUCGUCCUCCUCCAGCGGCAGCCGGAGAGCCAGCGGGGGAGCCCGCGCCAAGACGGUGGAAGUCGGCAGAUACAAGGGCAGGAGGCCCGAGAGCCACGCCCCCCACGUCCCCAACCAACCCUCCGAAGCCGCCGCCCACUUCUACUUCGAGCUGGCCAAGUCGGUCCUCAUCAAGGCGGGGGGCAACAGCAGCACCUCCAUCUUUACCCACCCGUCCUCCAGCGGGGGCCACCAGGGGCCUCACCGCAACCUUCACCUCUGCGCCUUUGAGAUCGGCCUCUAUGCCCUGGGCCUGCACAACUUUGUCUCCCCCAACUGGCUCUCACGGACGUACUCCUCCCACGUCUCUUGGAUCACGGGGCAAGCCAUGGAGAUUGGCAGUGCAGCCUUGAACAUCCUGGUGGAGUGCUGGGACGGUCACCUCACCCCUCCCGAGGUGGCCUCCUUGGCCGACCGGGCGUCCCGAGCGCGGGAUUCCAACAUGGUGCGCGCGGCUGCUGAGCUGGCCCUGAGCUGCUUGCCCCAUGCCCACGCCUUGAAUCCCAACGAGAUCCAGCGGGCUCUGGUCCAGUGCAAGGAGCAGGACAACCUGAUGCUGGAGAAGGCCUGCAUGGCGGUGGAGGAGGCGGCCAAGGGGGGCGGGGUCUAUCCGGAGGUCCUCUUUGAAGUGGCCCAUCAAUGGUACUGGCUGUACGAGCAAACUGUGGGCGGGACUCUGGCCCAGCGGGAAGGAGCCACAGGCUGCAGUGCCAGCGGAGCCCGGGCCCCUUGCGAAGUGGUCCGGGGGUUGGCGGAUAACAGAGUGGCCUCAGAGCCCGCCACGGUGACGGUGGCAGCCGCAGUGACUGCUGCAGCGACAGUGGUGCCCGUGAUCUCGGUGGGGUCAACCAUCUACCAGCAGCACAGCAUGGCGGGGCCGGCCAUCGCGCACACCCAGGGUCUGCACCCCUACACCACCCUCCAGACCCACAUCCCAUGCAACCCCCAGUACAUCGGGCACCCCAUCCAGCACAUGCCCCGCCCAGCUGUCUUCCCCGUGCCUGGCUCGGCUUAUCCCCAGGGGGUCCACCCGGCCUUCAUUGGGGCCCAGUACCCGUACUCGGUGGCCACCCCGUCUCUGGCAGCUACGGCGGUCUCCUUCCCAGGCGUGCCUGUCCCCUCCAUGACGCAGAUGGCCGUGCACCCUUACCACGCUGAGACGGGGCUCUCGCUGUCUUCGAACGUCGCAAUAGGGAGUGUCCACACGGGGACAACGUUCCCAGCCAUCCAAGGGGCUUCUUUGACGAGCCUGUCUUCUCAGCCCACCCCCCUUGUUGCGGGGGGCUUCCCUUCGGAGGAGGAGCAGCACAGCCAGCCCGUGAGCCCCCAGGGCCUGCACUACCUCCACUCGGCUUACCGAGUCGGGAUGCUGGCCCUAGAGAUGCUGGGGCGGAGGGCUCACAACGAUCACCCCAACAACUUCUCCCGCAGCCCCCCCUACACGGAAGACGUCAAGUGGCUCCUGGGCUUAGCGGCCAAGUUAGGCGUCAACUACGUGCACCAGUUCUGCGUGGGGGCGGCCAAGGGGGUCCUGAGCCCUUUUGUCCUGCAGGAGAUCAUCAUGGAGGCCCUGCAGAGGCUGAACCCUGCCCACGUCCACAACCACCUGCGCACCCCCGCCUUCCACCAGCUGGUGCAGAGGUGCCAGCAGGCGUACAUCCAGUACAUCCACCACCGCCUGAUCCACCUGACCCCGCCCGAGUAUGACGACUUUGUGAACGCCAUCCGCAGCGCCCGCAGCGCCUUCUGCCUGACCCCCAUGGGCAUGAUGCAGUUCAACGACAUCCUGCAGAACCUGAAGCGCAGCAAGCAGACCAAGGAGCUCUGGCAGAGGGUCUCUCUGGAAAUGGCCACCUUCUCCCCCUGAGGGCCCCCCCCCCCCGCCGCCGCCGCUAGAGUCCAUCCUUUCUGGGGUCGUUUUUCUUUUUAGCUGUUGGAAACCACUGAGUUGAUGUAUUUAUGCCAUGACAUUCCUCUUCCCUGCACCAGCGAGUGCGGCUUUGCCCUCUUCCCCCCACCAGCUGGAGCCUGAAAAGCUGUUUUGUGAGUGCAAGGAAAGUAUGUCUGUGUGUGUGUGCGCGCGAGAGCGAGCGAGCGGGGCCAGGCUGCUGUUUUGUCCCAGCUGUUGCAAAGCCCCCCCUCCUCUUUGGAGGCGGCUUGCCCAACGGUCCGCUCUGGGGGAGCUGUUUGUGGGCGUGUCUGGGGGUAGGGUGGAGCCUGUCUUAAAAAUAUUUAUUUUAGCAUUUAUAAAUAUGUAUACUACUUUCUAUAAGAUUCUAAACAGAUUCGCCUAUCAGGGGCCAGGAGAGGUGGAGUGGGCCCCUCCUUGGCCGCUCCUUCCCGCAGCACCCAGCCAACCAACCGGGCUGAAGCUGGGAGCCCCCCCUCCCCCCGGCAGCCAGCGCUGCCUUUGUUGGGAUGGGGCAGAAGCCCCACCUGCCUGUACGGGCUGCCCCAUGGAGAGCGCAGAGCUGGCUGCUGGCAGGUGGCCUCCCUUCCGUUUUGCCCGGGGGGGGGGCGUUCUGUGUUGUGUACAGUCACGUUCCCUUCCUUGGCUGGGAUUAUCAGGUCUCCUGUAAUCAAUUUCUUAUUCCUUGUCUUAGUUUCCUGAUUAAAACAUCCAUUUUCUUAGA
Molecule: messenger RNA, 6299 nt
Organism: Heteronotia binoei (common prickly gecko)
Lineage: Eukaryota; Metazoa; Chordata; Lepidosauria; Squamata; Gekkonidae
Gene: ZSWIM8
Product: zinc finger SWIM-type containing 8
Exons: 26
Coding region: 77-5533 (1818 amino acids)
Cellular component (GO): Cul2-RING ubiquitin ligase complex
Molecular function (GO): zinc ion binding
Source: RefSeq, a predicted model, not a curated record